Messenger RNA from Salvia miltiorrhiza (redroot sage), 1446 nucleotides. RefSeq lists its product as uncharacterized. Lineage: Eukaryota; Viridiplantae; Streptophyta; Magnoliopsida; Lamiales; Lamiaceae. The record is from RefSeq and is a predicted model, not a curated record. The transcript has 3 exons. Bases 1 to 1446 code for a protein of 481 amino acids.
AUGUCUAACCCUAGAGAUUCCAAGCUGUCUCUCAAAGUCACGAUCAACAAACAGAAAUCAAAAGUCCUAUUUGCCCAAGCCAACAACGAUUUUGUCGACGUUUUGCUAAGCUUUCUAACUCUGCCAUUGGGAAAAAUCGUCAGAAUUCUACAACACCACAAAAAAGAAUCGAUACACGCCAUUAAUGGAAGCUUCAUCACUCUCUACGAAGGUCUGCAUCAUCUCGAUAGCACCCAUUUCUCUUUGAAAGGAGCGAAGGAGAUGUUUCUCAAUCCAAGAAAUCCCUUCGAAGCUGAAUGCAGUAACCUAAUUCUUGAUAUUACCGAUAGCGAAACUACCAAAUUCUUUGUCUGUGGAAACAAUUACUGCGGUCGAUUUUCAGUGGCUAACAUAAGCAUGUAUUCUGGUAUAGCUGAAUGCAGUGUUUGUGGAUCAUUAUUGAAUAAACAAACAUCUGCGUUUGAAAUAUCAGUAGCUCGUGAUGCAAAUCUUGGUGUUUUUACGAAGAAUUCUUCGUCUUUCCUAAUCUCCGAUGAUCUUCGCGUCGUCCCCGUUGAGCCCGGAUUCCUGCAAACACCGGCGGUGGCCGGAGUUAUGCGAGUUCUCGAAAAUGUCGGCGUCGCAGACACUCAAGGGGCGGAAUCGAGGAUUUUGAGCAUCGGCAUCGAUGAUAUAAUGGAUUUGUUAAGGCUCUCUCUAGUUUCUGCAACCCCUCUUACGGAUCUGAUAAUCAAGAACGGUCAGAAGGCGGUUUCCGCCGCGGCAAAACCCGAGCCGCCGCUCCGUAUCGUUAAAGAAGCAGUUUCCGGCAGCUCCAAGAAGGUGACUUUGAAGGCCUCAUUGCAGAGAUCGACCAACAGAUUUUUGUUUGCCGAAGCUACCGAUGAUUUUUUGGAGCUACUGUUUAGUUUCCUCACCAUUCCUCUCGGAGGCGUCGAGUUCCUCUUGGGCGGCAAAGCUUGUUUGAAUAACAUCGAUAAUCUAUACAAGAGCGUGACAGAUUUCAUCAAAGUCGAAAAUUUUAAAACUCCACAUACCAAAAAUAGGCUUAUGAAUCCGAAACUAGCUCAUGGGUAUAUUUCCCAUAAUCAGUUUCUACCUCUCACCGAAGAAGAAUCUCCUGUUUUGCGCCGCCGACAGCAUCAGUCUCCCUCGCCGGCGAAUGUGAUUCGAUCGUUCAAUUGGGGCCGGCGGCGGCGGGGUUAUGUCAAGAAACCGACGGUUUGUUUCGUUACCGACGAUCUAACCGUCACUCCUAGUUUAGCAUCAACCUUUUCGAUUCUCAAUGGUUUAGGAAUCGCGUUGUCGGAUGUGAAAGAAAUGGAGCUGCACAUUGGAUUGGAAGAGGCGUUGAGUAUACUCAAAGCUUCUCUUACAUCAAAGACUGCUCUAACUGAUGCGCUCAUCAAUCCCAUGCUAUACAAAGCACCAAAACUGGAGAAAUAG